Messenger RNA from Malassezia sympodialis ATCC 42132, 981 nucleotides. RefSeq names its product Mir1p (gene MIR1). The record is from RefSeq and is a predicted model, not a curated record. Gene Ontology annotation, cellular component: mitochondrial inner membrane. Gene Ontology annotation, biological process: mitochondrial phosphate ion transmembrane transport. NCBI's taxonomy places the organism in Eukaryota, Fungi, Basidiomycota, Malasseziomycetes, Malasseziales, Malasseziaceae. Gene Ontology annotation, molecular function: phosphate transmembrane transporter activity.
AUGUCGUACAUUCAGAACUUUGUCGGUGCCGCCUACCCCGUCCCCUCGAUUAUCGAAAAGGCUCCGCCCACGGGUGUUGACCUGUACUCGCGCUUCGCCCUCGCUGGUGCGCUGUGCUGCUGUAUCACCCACGGUGCCAUGACCCCCAUUGAUGUGGUCAAGACCCGUAUCCAGCUGGAGCCCACUGUGUACAACAAGGGUAUGAUUGGCAGCUUCCGCCAGAUUGUGGCGACUGAGGGUGCUGGUGCCCUGCUCACCGGUCUGGGCCCCACCGCCAUGGGUUACUUCCUCCAGGGUGGUUUCAAGUUCGGUGGUUACGAGCUGUUCAAGAAGCUCAUUGUCGACCAGCUCGGCAUGAGCACUGCGCAGGACAACCGCAUGAGCGUGUACCUGGCCGCCUCGGCCCUCGCCGAGUUCUUCGCGGACAUUGCUCUGUGCCCGCUCGAGGCCACCCGUAUCCGUCUCGUGUCGCAGCCCACGUUCGCGAACGGCCUCAUCGGCGGCUUUGCCCGCAUCGCCCGUGAGGAGGGUAUCGGCGGCUUCUACGCCGGUUUCGGUCCGAUCCUGUUCAAGCAGGUGCCUUACAACAUGGCCAAGUUCGCUACCAUGGAGAUUGUCCUGGAGCGCCUGCUCAGCCUGUACGGCAAGGAGAAGUCGCAGCUCUCGUCGACCGAGGCCACCACCCUCAACCUCGGCUCGGGUCUGAUUGCUGGUUUCGCUGCUGCGACCAUCUCGCAGCCCGCUGACACCCUGCUGUCGAAGGUGAACAAGACCAAGGCCCUGCCCGGCGAGACUACGGGUGGUCGUCUGCUCAAGUUCGCCAAGGAGCUCGGCCCUGUCGGUCUCUUCACCGGUCUGACCACUCGUCUGGUCAUGGUUGGUACUAUGACUGCCUUCCAGUUCGGUAUCUACGGCGAGAUCAAGCACGCGCUCGGUGCGACCAACUCGGUCGAGAUCGCCAAGCCUGUGAUCAAGCACUAA